Messenger RNA from Trichomycterus rosablanca, 6527 nucleotides. RefSeq names its product meiosis regulator and mRNA stability factor 1. Gene Ontology annotation, molecular function: RNA binding; RNA nuclease activity; CCR4-NOT complex binding. The coding region runs from base 72 to 5369 and encodes 1765 amino acids. The record is from RefSeq and is a predicted model, not a curated record. Gene Ontology annotation, cellular component: peroxisome; cytoplasm. Gene Ontology annotation, biological process: regulation of gene expression. Lineage: Eukaryota; Metazoa; Chordata; Actinopteri; Siluriformes; Trichomycteridae. The transcript has 26 exons.
UGGGGGGAAGCUAGAAGGAAGCAUGAGAGAGAAGAGUGGUGAAACAGUGGUGAGAUGUUUGGGAAGGUGGUAUGAUGGAAGGAUCUGGAAAGGAAAGGCAAGUUUGUAACGGAAGGUCCUUUCCAUGGCUCAGUCGCCCAGACAACAAGUUUUGGAAACUCUCGGACUGCUUCUCUUCCUUACAGCAAACCCCCCCAGCUACGCAGUGCCAGAACAAUUACAUGGAUGUCCGUAAGCCAGUGUUGGAGCUAAAAGAUGUCCCCCCUCCUCCUCUUCACAGUGCCUCUCAUCAACCUCUUGCUUUGGCUCCCCUCCCUGCGUCCUCUUCCAGCCACCUUCCUUCUUCAGACCCCCAAACCCCUAAACUCUCCCCUCUUCAACCCCAGCCUGGUAGCCCUAAAGUAAGCUUGUGUUCACACUGUGAGUGCAGUCUGCACUCUCAGCAGCACCCUGGCUCUUACGAAGCUAGGACUCACAGUUUUGGUGACACUUUUGGUGGUGGAUGUAACAUUAGCAGCAGCAGCAAUGUAAACACUGUUGGUGGUGGCGGCGGCCUUCCUGCACCUCACUUUUCCAAUGCACAGCUAAUGACCCCACAGAGUUUUGGCUUCCCAAUGACAUCAGUAGCCACGUCUCAGCCUGUGGCGACUCGAUCACACCUAUCUUGCUGUGGGUCUCUCCACCCCUUUUCCUCUAUCUCAGUAGGCUGUGUGCAGUCCAGACAUGUUCCUGGCUCUGCAUCCGUCCAUGGUUGCUGCCGCUGUAGCGAGGAGCGUUUGAUGGACCAGCACUUUCAUUCACACGGUGACACACUUUCCACUCACUUUUGCGCUAACCCUUUACACCUCAGCGUUGAGCACAGCACGGUCUGUCUGAAGGGAGCACACUACUGCCACCAGUGUUUUAGAAAGCCCAUGCAGGGUUUGGGCACCAGUGAUUCCGAGAAGGUUUGGCCGAACAUUCCCCCUCCUCAGCCCUGCUCUGCUCCUGCCCCCUUGUGUAAUGGUUGUGGUGUUUCUGGAUCCUCCACUGACAGUCUUCUGCACCCCACCAGCAUGGGGAAAGUAAACCAGAAAUAUGGGUCCGGUGAGAGCGGUGGGCAGGAGUCUCUUCCCCCAGUGGGUGUGUUUUGGGAUAUCGAGAACUGCGCCGUUCCCAGCGGCCGUUCGGCUGCUACAGUGGUACAGAGGCUCCGUGAGCGUUUCUUCCAGGGACACCGUGAAGCCGAAUUCAUCUGUGUGUGUGACAUCAGCAAGGAAAACAAGGCUGUUAUUCAGGAGCUCAACAACUGCCAGGUGACUGUUGCUCAUAUAAACGCCACGGCCAAAAAUGCUGCUGAUGACAAACUCCGACAGAGUCUGCGGCGCUUUGCUGAAACACACACAGCUCCAGCCACUGUCAUUGUGGUGUCUUCCGAUGUGAACUUCGCCAGUGAACUGAGUGACCUUCGUCAUCGGCAUGGUUUCCGAAUCAUUCUGGUGCACAAGAGCCAGGCAUCACAAGCUCUGUUACAGCAUGCACACUUGCAUGUCCCGUUCGAGGAGUUUGUCUCAGAACUACCACCCAGGAUGCUCAUCAAAACGCAGCCUUGUCUCAACCUCCUCUUUGUGCACAACCUCCCCACACACCGUGAUGCCAAGUCCAUCAGUAGCAGGCUUCAGCGCCUGUCCAAUAACUGUGGCGGGAAAGUGCUGGGUGUGUCUGGCAGCAUCGCCGUGCUCCGUUUCGCCAGUGCUGAGGCCGCCGGGCGCGCCUGCAAGCGCAUGGAAAACGAGGAUGUCCUGGGAAACCGUAUCACCGUCUCGUUUUCCCCCGACGGGCCACAGGAGGAGGAAGAGGAGCGGUCACAGCCCACUGUCUGUUCCUCCUCCUCUGUCGCUCUGUUCGUCCCUGUGGAGAAGCCGCGCUCGCCGCGUCGGCCCAGGCGGGCGGCGCGGCCCUCGCAGAAUGGCAGGGAUGCGGGGGUGAACGUUCCAGAAAGACCCUACAGCCCCAGGAAAGGGGGGCAUGCCUCUUCCUGCAGCCCAGUGAUGAAGUCCUAUUCACAGGAAAUAAGUGGUGUGGAUUCUAGGCCCAGGGCAGGUUUCCUGCUGGAGAAAGGCCGUGCUGCAUCCACUUCUCCUCAGAGUAAUGGCCUCACCUCUCAGCUGCAGCCAGUAAAACCAGGCUUUCCUGCAGAGUUUUUGCACCAGAGUCGCAGAAGAGAUUCGUGUAGCCUGCGCAGUAACACCCCAGUGGAGCAGUUCCAGGUGAGCACUCCAUCAGCCUUUAGCAAACUCAGCCUCCACACCUCCUUCAGCCCUCUGAUGUUCUCCCAGGGAUCCUGGUCCUCAAGAAGUGCAUCACCAUGUCUGUCCCACCGCUCAUCCCCAAUAAGGGUACCCUCUCGAAGCCCCUGUCUUGAUGCCCAGCCAGAGCCCUUCUCAGAUGGUGCAGACAUCCAGGUAGCCAACCUUGACUACAGGAUGUCUCGCAAAGAGCUUCAACAGAUCCUGCUCGACACCUUUGCCAAACACGGAAGGGUGAAGAGUGUUGAGCUUAGUCCUCACACUGAUUACCAGCUCAAAGCUAAAGUACAGAUGGGCUCUCUGCAGCAGGCUAUAGGAGCCGUUAGCGUUCUUCACCGCUACAAGAUUGGCAGCAAACGCAUUCAUGUUUCCCUUAUCACUGGUUCCAGUAACAAAUCCCUCACCUGCCUAAGUUCUGAGCUCAUCAGUAUUCUGCAGGAUUCUCCAGCUAACUGUCUUCCACUCAUCAAAUUUACUGAAAUCUAUGAGAGAAAGUUUGGUCGGAAGCUGGUGGUAAGUGAUCUGUACAGGUUGCCAGAGGUAGUCGCAGUGCGUGAGCAAGGCAGCAGCAGGUUGGUGUGUCUCCUCUCCAGCAGCUUAGUUCGACACAGUCCAUUAAGCUCCUCUGAGUCCCACCAUGGCUCCUCCACUAGCGGCAGCCCUGUGGUGUUUGAGGAGCUUGAGUAUCAUGAGCCUGUCUGCAAACGGCACUACACACAGCAUGACUUCAGUGAAUCGGAGUACGACCCUGAUACAUACAAGAUCCCAUUUGUGGUGGUGUCUUUAAAGGCUUUGGCUGCCCAUGUGCACAGUCUGCUGCAGUCUCAUGAAGGAACCGUCCCCUUGCUCAGUUUCACGGAAUGCUACGCAUCAGAGUUCAGUCCACUAACAGUAGCUGAAGAAGGGAAGUUUGAGGGAAGUGUACCACUGGAACAUCUCAUCACUUGUAUACCUGGUAUCACCAUAGUGACUGCACAGAAUGGCUUUAAGGUCAUCAAAUGGAUCCACAACAAACCUCCGCCACCCAAUGCAGACCCUUGGCUGCAGCGCUGCAAGAGCCCAGUUGGUAACCCACAGCUGAUCCAGUUCAGUCGAGAGGUUGUGGACCUGAUGAAGAGCCAGCCCUUCUGCCUGAUGCCCAUUACCAAAUUCAUUCCUGCCUACCAUCACCACUUUGCCAAACAGUGUAGAGUAUCUGAUUACGGCUAUUCCAAGCUGCUGGAGCUUUUGGAGGCUGUACCGCACGUCCUGCAGAUACUUGGUCUGGGCUCUAAGCGCUUGCUGACCCUGACACACAGGGCGCAGGUAAAGCGCUUCACUCAAGAUCUCCUCAAGCUGCUUAAGUUUCAGGCCAGCAAGCAGGUCAUCAUCAGAGACUUCAUGCAGGCUUAUCACUGGUGUUUCUCCAAAGACUGGCGAGUGGUGGACUAUGGCAUGUGUGACCUAAUGGACCUGCUGACUGAGAUUCCUGACACUACCAUUACAGUAACUCAGCAGGACUCUGACACACUCAUUUCUGUACCUAAGAAAGAGCGAACCUCAGAGGAGAUCGAACACACAAAGCAGUUUGGAAAGGAGGUGGUGGAUCUGCUCCGACACCAACCACACUUCCGUAUGGCCUUUAGCAAAUUCAUCCCUACUUAUCACCACCACUUUGGCCGACAGUGUAAACUUGCCUAUUAUGGUUUCUCCAAGCUUAUGGAGCUGUUUGAGGCUAUUCCAGAUGUGCUUCAGGUGCUUGAGUGUGGGGAGGAGAAGGUCCUGGCUCUGACCGAGGUGGAGCGAGUGAAAGCUUUAGCAGCUCAGUUGGUGAAACUUCUGCGUGCCCAGAGAGACUACAGCCUGCCAGUAAGCCAACUAAUGGCUGAAUACAGUAAGACAUUUGGCUAUGGUCUCCGUCUCCAGGAUUAUGAUGCCAACACGCUGCCGUCCCUUCUCGCCAAGCUCUGCCAUGUGGUCAAGGUAGUAGAUGGAGCUACAGAGAAGGAAGUUCAGCUCAUCAACAGAAAAUCUCUACGUGCACUUACCUCCCAGCUGCUAGCUGUAAUGAUGUCCCUUCCGGAUGAACACAGUUGGCUGGGAGUAGAGGCGCUGAAGCAGCAGUACGAAUUGGCGUACGAGGUGCAACUCAAUCCCUGCGAGUACGGCUUUGUCUCUCUUAAUGAGCUGCUCAAGAGUCUGCCAUACCUGGUCGAGCUCUCUGAGAAUAUGGAAGAGGAGGAUUUGGAAGGUGCUGGUAGGGCCAAAGAUUGUGUAAGGCUAACACGUCUGUACCAGUUUGCCCGAAAGGUUCGAGCACUUCUGCAUACGUACCACUACAACCAGAUCUUCUUGACGGAGUUUCGGGGUGCCUUCAGCAAGUACACGGGUCGUGAGUUUCAGCCGUGUGACUUUGGAUACAGCACUUUGGACGAGCUUCUUGCUGCUAUCCCACAGGUAGUCUGGAUUAAAGGCCAUGGCCACAAGAAGAUCAUCGUCCUGAGGAAUGAUAUGAAAGCCCGCAGCAGCCCUGCCAGCAUAGAAAGCCCUCAGCCAGAGGAGGCCAGAGAGAGCCAGAGUCAUGCCAGCACUGAAGAGUCUGGUACACACAGCUCAGGCUGCAGUAUGGGGGAUGCAGAGCUUCCGUAUCUGAGUGGCACUUCUCCGGAGGACCUGCUGUGUGGCCCGGUUCCAUCCUGCCUGCCCUCCCCCCAACUGCACCCCGACCCAGUUCUGCUCCAGCACCAAGACCUCACUGGCUUGGAGGAGCACUCACAAACCCAGCUCUCAGGAGAUGCAGCAGAUCCUCAUCCUAUCCACAACCAACCUCACGCAGCUCCGUCACCCACCAACGAGUGUUACCCAGUCUUAGAUGCAGAGAAUGCAACAGCAGAUACGUCCACAUCUGGUGCAGGUGAAGUUGACGAGAGCUUGAGCGUCGGUGAUGCUGAAUCUUGUGAUGCAGCUGGGUCGGUAGUGAUCAAACCCUCACAAAUUCCCAACUCUAAAUCGGUAGCCUCUGAAAGCCCCAGCAAGAGAACCUUUCGGAAUAAAUUCAAACUCGCAGCUAACUUCUCCUUCUCCCCAGCGCCCCAUGUUUAAAGCUGCUUAGUCAUUCAUAUCGAUUCAUAUCGAGUCCUGCGCUCAGAGUUUCUGUUUGAUCUGCUUUAUCAUACUUAAUACAGCUCACAAAGUGCAUUAUAGGCAUUGGUCCACUUUCAUAACUAUACUAUAAUCCCUCUGAAGGGUAUUUCUUUUUGAAUGAGAACUUUAAAGGGUUCACACAGAAAAUAACCGCCACAUUUUGGCUUUGGGGAAAAAAAUACUAUUAAUUUGCAUUUGGUUGUGUAAACCAGAAUAGACAGAGUAUUGAAGAUAUAAAUAUAGAUAUAAGGGUGGGGUGUGGAGAAAUGAAACAGGUUUUAAAUUCCUCAUAGCCUGGUUGGAUUUCCUAUCUAGCCAACUAGCCAAUUGGCUAAGUGCAGUUUGUUGAAAUCUGGGAUGUCCCAAUUGGCUACAGUGUAUCUCUGUCAGUCCUGUUGGGUUGCUAUUAGAAUUAACACUUCUCAGUAAAGUAUUUGUAAUUGUCCAAGUCACAGAUGUUGUUCUUAUACUGUGAACAUGUCCGAUGUUGACUGACAACAUUAUUUACACCAGUAUAGGACCCUAAAAAGCCUUUGCAAUCACACAUGUGCAUCAAUUGCAUGCACAGAGUUGCUUUGGCUUCUGUGAAGCUUUUGGAUAAUAUUAGUAUCAACUGAUAUAAAAGUUUUAACAUCAAAAUGAGAUCGAAAUGUAAAAAACUAACACUGUAAACCCAAAUUAAAAUGACAGAAAUAACUGGUACUAAAUCUAGCAGGCUUGCGAAAUGCACCAGUAAACAUUUGAGCUUUCAUUGACUUUUCUGUACUCCUGGAGUAAAAACUUCAGCUGUUUUUUCCCUUUAGUAAUAAGUUUGUAGCAGCUCUAAAAAUGUAUCUAAAAAAUCAGCAUUUUGUCCCCUUUAGUAAUAAGUUUGUAGCGACUCUUUCGAGCUGACCACUUUGAAACAUAAUUUAUAAUUAGCCAGUGAGCUGUAUUAGUGUGUUAAAACUGAAAGCAGAAAGCAGGGAUGUUAAAAUGUUCACUGUCCAUUCAAGCCACCCACAUUCUGCUGCUACUACUUUUUUCCACUCUUGAUAAUUCGUCUGUAAAAAGCACUUGCUCACCCCCCCCCCCCCCCCCUUUUUUUUUUUAAAGAUUUUUUUUUUAAUUUGUUUA